This is a messenger RNA of Linepithema humile (Argentine ant), 672 nucleotides long. RefSeq lists its product as uncharacterized. Lineage: Eukaryota; Metazoa; Arthropoda; Insecta; Hymenoptera; Formicidae. The record is from RefSeq and is a predicted model, not a curated record. Gene Ontology annotation, molecular function: zinc ion binding; nucleic acid binding.
AUGACUUGCACACCCGGGGGGGAGAUCAUCGCCGCAAUCUCCCGGGAGGGAGGCUAUCAAGCGGAUGAGAUCAGGCUGGGAAGGGUCCAGGUCACGGGUCGUAGGGGUCUUAACCUGGCCUGGGCCCAAUGCCCGGCGGACGCGGCGCUUAAGCUCGUCGAAGCCGGGUCGAUGAAAAUCGGAUGGACCCUGGUGCGCGUAGAGCUCCUUCCGAGCAGGCCGGCCCAAUGCUAUCGAUGCUUGGGUCGAGGUCAUGUGCAGCAGCGGUGCCCCUCCAAUGUGGAUCGGGCCCACUGCUGCUAUCGGUGUGGUGGCGAGGGCCACACAGCGGGGAGCUGCGGGGAGAGACCGCACUGUCCUAUUUGCGCCCUCAACGGGCGACCUUCGGGGCAUAGGGCGGGUAGCACGGCUUGCCCCUCUAUCCCUCCCACGAGGGAAAUUGUGCGUGGCACGCUCGCGCGUAGUGAAGGUGGUAGGGAUGCGCGGUCCCAACAACUGCCCCUCUCUGCCCCGGACAUGGAGACGGAAUCGGUGGGGAGACCAAGCACCGCGGAUGCGAAGAGGCCGAGGGAAGACUCCACCAGUCCACCCCAAGUGGAACCCAAAAAGGCGCGAGGCCCUGAGACCGACCGUCCAGGGUCCCCACAACCGGGCCCUUCAUCAGGUCCCUGA